AUGGAUUUUGAUGGAGUUCAAGCUUAUACAUUAACUGAGGUUCAGCAACGGACAUCAAACAACCUCAAUAUCCGGGAUAUGUGUCUGAAGCACUUGACAGAAACACAAAGUAUCGAGCCCGCAUCAACCUGGAACAGUCCAUUAAGCCUGCCAGUAGUUGUGGCGAUUACCUGGUCAUCCAAAGCGACAGAUCCUCGAGAUAGCAUAUAUGGACUACUGGGUAUUGCUCGCCAUGAUCCUGGCCUGGACGUGAUUGCCGACUAUAAGUGGCCAGCUGAAGAACUGUUUAUCGAGUUUGCGAGACGCUUUAUGGAGGGCUCUCCAAAAGAACCGAUCCAGGAAUGGAAAAGUGGGAUAUGCAAAUAUUUUGACAGUCUUGAAGGUCUGCCAUAUCUUCAACGCCCAUUUACAUCUGCCAUCCAACCCGAACUUCCAUCGUGGGUCGCGGACUUCAACAGCCCUUUGGUGAUGAACCGAUUGUGGUCCCCAGACUUCAGUGCUGGCACGAUGAAUGGUCCACCGAAAAUAAUUCCCUCCUCCAAUCCUCUGAUGCUCCAUCUGAAAGGUAUAUGCUGCGACUAUGCCGUCCACGUCGAGCCAAGGGUAUUUGAACCUGAUCAAUACGGUGUAUCAAUCCGCAAUUGGAUUGGGAUGAUGAAACGCAUGAGCCCGGCCUAUGUUGCCACAGGCGAAGCUCGAAUCGAAGCAUUUUGGCGUACGCUUAUGACAAACCGACAGCAUCACAGUAGUCAAAAACCUGGAGAUGAAACAAAAAAGUCUUUCAAGAUCAUGGUGGGCACAUUGAUGGCGUUAGUACUCGAUGGGCCAGGAUCAAAGGAUGACCCAGGACUGCGCAAUGAUUACAGUGAAUUGCAGGUAUCUGAUAUCUCAGAAUCUCUCCCAUCAUUUGACGAAAUAAAAGAAAUAAGUGAUGAGGUCAUAAAAUCAAACCCAGAGUCUCCAGAGUCAGAGAAACUCAUCGACCUCUCUUUCAUGCGAACGGAAACUAGCAAGUUGGCUUGCAGCAUGAGGCAAUAUUAUACAGCCAGGACUCUCUUCACUACCAAGUAUGGAUAUCUCGAUCUUGCACCAUUGACUAUCUGUCCUGGCGAUGAAGUGUGGAUCAUUCCGGGUGCACGAGUGCCAUUCAUCCUGAGGAAGCUUCCUAAUGACGAUUCGGAGCGUCGAACGGUUGUCUGUGAGGUGUAUGUCCACGGCAUCAUGCAUGGAGAAGUAGUUCUAGAUCAUCAUGGGGAGUUUUCUCCGGCAGAAGUGGUGUAA
This is a messenger RNA of Aspergillus chevalieri, 1281 nucleotides long. RefSeq lists its product as uncharacterized. The coding region runs from base 1 to 1281 and encodes 426 amino acids. Lineage: Eukaryota; Fungi; Ascomycota; Eurotiomycetes; Eurotiales; Aspergillaceae. The record is from RefSeq and is a predicted model, not a curated record. The transcript has a single exon.